UUUCCCGUCUGCAGGUACGAGUCCAACGGUUCAGUUUAUUUUGACACAGCCAAGUUUGCCAGCAGCCAGAAGCACGCGUACGGCAAGCUGGUACCUGAGGCGGUCGGGGACAUGAAAGCUCUGCAGGAGGGAGAGGGAGAUCUGAGUGUCUCAGCAGACCAGCUCAGUGAGAAGAGGUCGCAGAAUGACUUUGCCCUGUGGAAGGCCUCUAAGCCGGGGGAGCCGUCCUGGGACUCACCCUGGGGAAAGGGACGGCCUGGCUGGCAUAUCGAAUGUUCCGCUAUGGCUGGUUCCAUCUUGGGAGAGUCCAUGGACAUCCACGGGGGAGGGUUUGACCUCCGAUUCCCCCAUCACGAUAAUGAGUUGGCUCAGUCGGAGGCUUACUUUGAGAAUGACCACUGGGUUCGCUACUUCCUGCACACUGGUCACCUGACCAUCGCAGGCUGCAAGAUGUCCAAAUCUCUCAAGAACUUCAUCACCAUCAAGGAUGCCCUGGCGAAGAACACAGCUCGGCAGCUCCGUCUAGCCUUCCUGAUGCAUUCCUGGAAGGACACCCUGGACUACUCCUCCAACACCAUGGAGUCGGCUGUCCACUACGAGAAAUUCCUGAAUGAGUUUUUCCUCAACGUCAAAGACAUUCUGCGAGCUCCCUGUGACGUCACCGGACAGUUUGAGAAGUGGGAGGCAGCAGAGAUGGAACUCAACGAGAGUUUCUAUGAGAGGAAGGCAGCAGUCCACGCGGCGCUGUGUGACAACGUGGACACGCGCAGCACCAUGGAGGAGAUGAGGGUGCUGGUAACCCAGAGCAACACCUACAUAGCCAGUAGGAAGAGCUCCAAGCUGCAGCCCAACCGCAUGCUGAUGAAGAGCAUCGCUCUCUACCUGACUGACAUGCUCAAGACCUUUGGGGCCAUCGAAGGGACCGAGCCUAUUGGAUUCCCAGUGGGAGGAGAUGGUCACCAUGUGGAUAUGGAGACCACAGUGAUGCCCUAUCUGAAGGUGCUGUCAGACUUCAGAGAAUCUGUUCGCAAAAUUGCCAGAGAACAGAAUGUGACAGAGGUUCUACAGCUGUGUGACGUGGUCCGUAAUGACACCUUACCUGAGCUGGGGGUGCGUCUAGAAGACCAUGAAGGCCUUCCCACUGUGGUGAAGCUGGUGGACAAAGAGACCCUGCUGAGGGAGAGGAAUGAGAAAAAGAAGAUGGAGGACGAGAAGAAGAACAAGAAAGAGGAGGCUGCCAAGAAGAAGCAGGAGCAGGAGUUGGCCAAACUUGCGAAGAUGAAAAUCUCCCCGUGCGAUAUGUUCCGCUCUGAGACCGACAAGUAUUCCAGCUUUGAUGAGACGGGUUUCCCCACACAUGACGUGGAGGGGAAGGAUCUCAGUAAGGGACAGACCAAGAAGCUGCGGAAACUCCACGAGGCCCAGGAGAAACUGCACCAAGAGUAUCUCCAGACCAAUCAAAAUGGCUGCUGAGAGUCCUGGGCCACGUUCAGUUGUCAAACGUUCUCGAAUGUUGCAGAUGGUUACGCCACUAUUGGAGUCGACAUGAUUCCUGAAUCUACACGUCAGAGAGAAGCAUGUUUGUUCUACGUGGCAUAUUUCUAUCUGAACGUUCCCGAAACGUUGCGUCCUGCUGAACACGCCCCCUCCCGCGCUCCGCCCAUAGCGAUAGUUCUGUCCUCAUUUGUCGUUAUUCAGUUCCUCCAAUCAUUUUCUUUUGCUAAAUCAACAAUUCCCUGCAUAUUAUGUGAGGGCUUGCAAAUUUGACCAAUCACCGCACUCUCCGAAUAAAGCAGUCAAAUCGUCGCAAUAUUAUUGCAUAAAAAUGUACCCAUCACCGCAGUACAAAAAGAGAGCUUGCAAUUUCAACCAAUCCCCUCACAUUUACUGCGUAAUAUAGUUCAUUCAAGCCACACGACAAAACUUUUCCCUCGUCAGUGUAUUUUCCAGACCAAUUGUACAAAAUCAUCGUAUAUCGCUAUGCAGAAUUGCAGUAGCAAAAUAAAGCUUGUUUUUUUUUCUCUCAGAAAAUUCCACAAAAAAAAUCACUGUCAAUUCCUGGAGGGCCUGACUAUUGGUGAUGCUGAGGCCAGAGAGACCCUGGGUGUGUUUCAAUAGUCUAAAGAAUGAUCUCCUCGUCUCCUCUUAUCCUGAGUGGACAGGUCAGGACGGUGGAGGGUUCUUUUCUUUCUCCUCUCCACCUCUUUUACAUUAGAGCAGGUGAAAGAUGAGAUGAAACUGCAUUCCACUAUUGAGGUGCAUCCACCCUCCCAGUGUUUUUAAGACCUUGAGACACAACCUGGGCUCCUUUGCACUGCACUCCAUGGGGUCACUUUUAAAGGGUUGGUUCAAUCAAAAUCUGUAUUUGAUCAAUUUUCUGUUUUGUUUUUGUGAUUGACUGUAACAACAGUUCGGAUUCGGUUCCUUUCCUACAGCUCCCACCGGCUAAGAUUGGUAUCGAUAACCUCAGUUUCACUUGUUUUAGCUUUAACUAAAUUGCGUGCCAAAAUGAACUCUGCGUAAAACCACGCCUGGGGGUAGUCGAUAGCGACGCUGAAAUGUGUCUGUGGUUGCUUUAGCAAAGUAAUAAUAACCUACUAUUUGUGGUUGUAGACACUCCCUGGCCCGACGACAACCUUGCAAGCUGAAGAAAAUGAUGACAUUCAGGUGAACUAUCCCUAUAGACAACAGUUUGUCUGUUGAAAUGAGUCCUCUGAAACCCUUUGUGGGCCCAGGCUUCCAUGUGCUGUAGAUUGACUCGUCACACAGUGAUCGUUUCAGCUCUCCACUGGAAACUGCUAUUCAGGGCUGUUAUUGGUUGGCAGCGUGUCCUACAACCGUCCAGUGAGGUUUCAUUUCCCUCUCCACCAUGACUGCAUAUCAUUCCUUUUUCAAAUUCCGAUAUUAUGACUGAGAGGACAUUGAGGUUGAUACACAGUGAGGUUGAUACACAGUGAGGUUGAUACACAGUGAGGUUGAUACACAGUGAGGUUGAUACACAGUGAGGUUGAUACACAGUGAAGUUGAUACACAGUGACGUUGAAUUAAUGCACGAUUGCAAUGCAGAGAUGAUCACAGAAACAUUUGUUCCAGAGGCGUCCUUGGGGGUUUUGGUCUUUCACAUGACAAAAUAACAUGCUUUGAGCAGGUGUUAGGCAUGUUGCAACGAUAGCAGAGGGAUGAGAAAUCUUUUAUAGAAAUAUGGAAUUUGUGAGACCUUGAAAUAAACAUUUAAAAUAAAGAUUUUUAACCAAA
Molecule: messenger RNA, 3255 nt
Organism: Oncorhynchus gorbuscha (pink salmon)
Lineage: Eukaryota; Metazoa; Chordata; Actinopteri; Salmoniformes; Salmonidae
Gene: cars1
Product: cysteinyl-tRNA synthetase 1
Exons: 12
Biological process (GO): cysteinyl-tRNA aminoacylation
Cellular component (GO): cytoplasm
Molecular function (GO): ATP binding; cysteine-tRNA ligase activity
Source: RefSeq, a predicted model, not a curated record